AAAGGCACUGGGGGAUUCACUGGAGACCAGGAGGCUGCUCAGCUAGAGGACACACCCCAGGGCCCACAGCUGGGGGAGCUUACUGCAGGCAUUCAGGAGCGACUGGCGGCGUAAAGAUAAGUCUGGCUUCCAGCAGGAGAACAGCCCGCUGAGGGGGGGGGCACCAUCACAGCAAUCAGCUCCCUGCUGCAGCCACGGAGAAGACCUCAGCGAAGGCUGGGGUGGCCAGAGCUGCGGGGGCUUCAGGGCCGGAGAGGAGCAGAGCAGGCUGUGGGGAGCGAGCGUCACGGGGUGCCAGCCUGCUGUCCCACUACUGAGGAAGAGGAACGCCAGGGUGAGGAAGACACAGCGAGGAGGGCCAGAACGGGAGACGACCAGCCGAGAGCAGCAUGAGUUUGAGUGGCACCCUGGACAAACACGCGGCCCCCCAGCUGGGGAUGGACCUGGGGGAGGACUCCCACUCACAGCACGCGCAUCUCCAUCAUUCCAACUCCGUGGCCUCCACAGCCCCCACAGGGAGCCAAGCAGGGGUAUCGGGGGUGGUGGUGCCGCCUCCGUACUCGGCUGCAGAAAGCGGGGGGGAUGCCCCUCUAGAGCUGCGGGGGUCGCUAGACUGCUGGGCCUGCUCAGUGCUGGUGACUGCACAGAACUUGGUCAUCGCUGCCAUCAACGCCGGAUUGGCUGGCCUGGUGUUCGGUCUCAUCCUCACGCCUGCCAUCGUCAUGGUGGUGUUCGGCUUCCUGUGCCACUCCACGGUGCGGCCCAAUGGAUCGGCCCAGUACUGCUCAGAUCUGCUGAGUGACGGCGGCUGUGUGGCCCUGCUGGUAGUGGGCUUUCUCCUGGUGACGCCGCUGCUCGUGUUGGCACUCGCGGCUUACUGCCGCCUGGCCCGGCACCUGCAGCUGGGCCUCUGCUUCAUCCCUUACAGUCGCGCUGUCUACAAGAACCUGCCUGCCUCCCAGCACCGUGGUCUUGCAGGGGGGUGCUGUGGCCAGCAGGGGGCGGCAGAGGGCAGGGCUAAGGCCAAAGUAUGGGUGUGAGGACUUGUUAGAAGGAGGGGUACACAAGUGCCUUGCCUCAAAUUUCAGGGAGGUGGGAAAAAAAACAACACUGGGAGUCCUGGAGAGUACUGGUGACAGUGGGCUUCUUAUAAAGCCUGCACCCAGAUAUUGACUGGAUUAAUUACAUUUCUAUGCAUAUAUGUAAACAUGCUUUCAUUAUAACCUGGGACCUAUUGUAACAUGUUUUAUAUAUUUAUACUAACCUCUGUGCAAGUUAAUGUUAUUUUCAGCUUAAAUACAUUUCUCAAAAAUA
Molecule: messenger RNA, 1314 nt
Organism: Brienomyrus brachyistius
Lineage: Eukaryota; Metazoa; Chordata; Actinopteri; Osteoglossiformes; Mormyridae
Gene: tmem88b
Product: transmembrane protein 88 b
Exons: 3
Coding region: 390-1040 (216 amino acids)
Cellular component (GO): plasma membrane
Molecular function (GO): PDZ domain binding
Source: RefSeq, a predicted model, not a curated record